Messenger RNA from Pseudogymnoascus verrucosus, 891 nucleotides. RefSeq lists its product as uncharacterized. The record is from RefSeq and is a predicted model, not a curated record. NCBI's taxonomy places the organism in Eukaryota, Fungi, Ascomycota, Leotiomycetes, Thelebolales, Thelebolaceae. The coding region runs from base 172 to 858 and encodes 228 amino acids. The transcript has 3 exons.
GACCAAUCUUACCUGAUGGAAGUCUGACAUCCUAAAGCUUGAGAAUUUCCGUCCCGGGAAAAUCAUUUCCAUGUUUCAUCUGACUGAAUUAUUAUUUUUAUUAUAAAAUAGAGACGUCUUCCGCUGAAAUGCCGAUCUACACCACGCCCCUUCAGUUUCUCAAUCACCAUCAUGGUCUACAUCGGAACUACUCUUGUAGCAUUGCUUGCUGCAACUGCAAAUGCCGCUUCUCUCAUAAGACGUGACACCUGGGGCGGCGCUCUGUCUCUAGGCCCAUCAAAGUCAACUAUUAUCCAUGCCGUUACAACUCUAACUCCUGGUGCCGCACCCCCAGUUCAGAACGGAGUGCUAUUCCUCUGGCCAGGAAUGUCCAACGGCACAGGCGACCUGGUACAAACCACUCUUGAAUCAUGGCCGGAUAACUCCUGGUGUGGAGCAAAGACAGGACAGUGGUGCGUACGUGCUAGUGUGUUUGGGUGGUUUGGUCAGCUGGAUGGGACCGCGGGAGUAGUUUCUGGGUCGGAUCAGGUUAAGAUUGAGUAUAAGCUUGAAUCCAACCAGCAAACUUGGACUCAAACUGUCACAAAUGCUGUGACUGGUGCAUUAUUGAGCACCUACGCUUAUGAUUCUGGGCCAUUUAUGAGAGGCUACGGAACUGGAACCGAAUGCAAUGAUGGCUGCUCGGGGACAAUUGCCCCUCAGACGUACAAAAACACAGUCAUCACAUUGGCGGAAGCUGAUCCGACCUUUGGUAAUACUCUGGGCGUGUCUGGCGGCACUACCUAUACUGGCUUUGCUUCUUCUGAAGGGGGGAAAGUUUGGACUAUCGCCACUAUUUCGAUUCCGGCAAUGACAUAAAUCGAGUCCGUGAAUAAAGAACGAUCAUUUGGG